This is a messenger RNA of Bombyx mandarina (wild silkworm), 1214 nucleotides long. It is a transcript of the gene Rfk, whose product is annotated as Riboflavin kinase. Gene Ontology annotation, biological process: FMN biosynthetic process; riboflavin biosynthetic process. The record is from RefSeq and is a predicted model, not a curated record. Lineage: Eukaryota; Metazoa; Arthropoda; Insecta; Lepidoptera; Bombycidae. Gene Ontology annotation, molecular function: riboflavin kinase activity. Gene Ontology annotation, cellular component: mitochondrion.
AUGAAAAUAUUUUUUCAAUUGAGGAAAAUGUCAUCAGUUCUGCCUUUUUUCCUUGAAGGAGAGGUAGUCAAGGGUUUUGGAAGAGGUUCUAAGGAACUAGGAUGCCCAACAGCUAAUUAUCCUUUGGAAGUUGUAAAAUCUUUACCAAAAGGUUUGGAGCCAGGUGUUUAUUAUGGAUGGGCUCAAGUUGACACAGGACCUGUAUAUGAGAUGGUAGCAAAUAUAGGAUGGUGUCCUUUUUACCAAAAUAAAGAGAUGUCUGUUGAAACCCAUAUAAUGCACAAUUUCCAGGGUGAUUUCUAUGGUUCUAAUUUAAAAAUUGCUCUAAUUGGGUAUCUGAGGGGAGAGAAGAACUUCAAUUGUCUGGAUGCUCUCAUAGAGCAAAUUCGAGAAGAUAUAAAAAAUUCUGAACAAAAUUUAAAGCAACCCUCAGCACAAAGUCUUCGUAAUCAUAGCUUUUUCAAUAAAAGCAUGUAAUUGAUCAAUGAUCAAUAACUAUAACUGGAUGAGAUACAUAAGAUAUCCCAUUUCCAAAUCAAUUUGAAGUUAUAAAAAUAUAAACAAAUAUCAAAUUAUUUACUAAAAGGAAAUAGCUAUUGUUGGUUCAACUUUAAGAGAAUAGAUCCCCAAAUCACUAGUAAGGAAAUUAGCAAACAAUUCACAUCAAGAACUUUUAGUGUUGCACGUGCAUAGAAAUUUUAAUAUUAAAGUUUUGUCAACUGGGCUACAUUGUAUGUUUUCUACUAUAAUUUCAACUCUGUGCCAAUACAGUGGUAUGAGUUAAAACCUAGUUUACUAAAUCUUUAAAAAAUGUGCUGGUUGUUUUAAAAUUUCCCCACCUAAACUCAAAAUCCAACAUUGUACAGCUAUGCAUUUCAAAGAUCAAUUUAAAAUUAUUGGCAAUCAAAAUUUUAAAAACGUUUUGCACUUUUAAAAUACAAGCAGCAUAACAGCUAUAUAUUCAAUGCUAUAUAAUUAUAGCAAUACCAAUAACAUUUAAAAAAAAUCGCUCACCAGAAUGUAUCCACAUUUCUUUUCAAGAGGGGUUUACAUACAAUUAGGACAAUUGAAUGCAUGCAAAAUACAUGUUUCGGUUAGUUAUAGUAAAUAAGAAAAUGUUUUUGUUUCUAAAAAAUCGAAUUUAGAAAACCAUUGUUCCAUAUAAUGUGAUAUUGUUGACUAAUAAUAUAUAUAUAUAUAUAUAUAUAUUAAAG